Molecule: messenger RNA, 619 nt
Organism: Neltuma alba
Lineage: Eukaryota; Viridiplantae; Streptophyta; Magnoliopsida; Fabales; Fabaceae
Exons: 1
Coding region: 1-615 (204 amino acids)
Source: RefSeq, a predicted model, not a curated record
AUGGCUUUCUCAGCGACAGCUUCGCGUCUCAUCCCCAUCCUCCUCCUCCUCGUUUUUCUCGCCCUAUCCAUCUCCGCCACGGCUAGACCUUGCAGAACCACCUUUGUCUCCUCCUACUCUGUCUCAUUUAGGCUCCAUUCCUCCGCCGCAACCCUCACCACCUUCAAAGAGAUCAGAUCCUUCGUCCCCCUGGACGUCGUCGGAAAUAACGACAAUAACUAUGAUAAUCCCUCUCUUGCGGCUGAGAUCUUCUUCGAUGGCGCCCUCUCGGGCCGCCGCUUCGAGGAGGACGAAAAUGAGACUGAAAUUGAGCCAUGGCGGUCACAUAUGAGAGCCCCCUUCGGAUUUUCGUCCCAUAAUUCCAGCUCGUUCCGUGAUCGCACUAAGGACAUUGUGAGCGUUGUUCUGGCGCUACUCUUCGGCGUCGCAGGUGGGGCUCUCACUGCGAUAGGUUUGUACUUAAUAUGGUCUGUGUUAUCUGACCGCUAUUAUUAUCGCGAUUCUUACGAUAAUUAUGUCGAUGAUGACGAAGAAAUCGAUAGCCCUAAGAAAACGGGGUACGUGAAGAUUCCGGCCUUUGAAUCUGCGCCUGCACCAGCCAAGGAAUCGGUAUGAAUUG